AUGCCCCGUGGACGCAGGGGCUGUUGGACAUGUCGCAUCCGACACAGAAGAUGUGACGAGUCAUCCCCAGAGUGCAAAGAGUGCAGUACGCGGAACAUUACCUGCCAUGGAUAUGAUCUCGACCCGCCAGCAUGGAUGAACAAUGAUCAGUUACUGCAAGAGGAGCUUCGCCGCAUCAAAAUUGCAGUCAAGGAGAACUUCCGACGCGUCAAAACCAUUCAGAAUCGCCAGCUUGCUCGGUCGACAGCUCAAGCAGCACAAGUUUCGCGUGCCAAAGCGACUUCUCGACCGCAAAGCGAGAUAACUGACAGUCCGACACACGCCGGUUCAUCAACUACAAACACCGUCUUCCGAGAGGCGCAAUAUCUUGUUCACUACCUCGACUACAUCUUUCCCAUUCAGUAUGCUUUCUACGUCGAUGCACCGGAUCAGGGAGGCAGAGGAUGGCUCUUCUUCCUUCUAGAGCGAAAUGCACCCCUUCGAAAUGCAGCUCUGACCCUCUCUGCCUUCCAUCAACAUACCUUCUCACCAUACCAUACCGAAAAUCAAGAAGACGAACUGUUACAAUACCAUACUAAAGCACUUCAGGAACUUCGACAUGUCGUGCGACAUCGAGACGUUGGUGCUUCUGCCGACAACAUCGAGGAUUGGCUCAAGUUCCUUGCUGGCGGUAUGUUCUUGAUCUCCUUUGAGGUCUUCCAAGGCGGCACAAACAACUGGCAAGCCCACUUCAACGCCCUCGUAUCCGUCAUCCAGAACCUUACAUCCUCCGACUUCGACUUUGACACGUCGAAUCCUUCAAGCCCAGAUUUCGACUUCCAGCGAGGCAUGAAUACUGCACAAAGGUUUAUUCUGUCGAACCUCGUCUGGAUCGAUAUACUUGCGCCUCUGGCUACGGGGACUGCGCCGAGGCUACCUUAUCAUGAUUGGUUAAACGCUGGAAAGAUUGAUAUGUCGAGAGUUAUGGGUUGCUCCAACUGUAUCAUGAUCGCGAUCGGUGACAUGAUGACCUUGGAUUCAGAGGCUAUAACAUUGGAUAAGGAGGCUUUGCGAGUCGCCAUAGAUGACUUGGAAGAACGCAUACAUAACGGAAUAGAGGCGGCAUUAGAUGAUGAAUCAACGCCCCAUCAGUUGACACCAACAAACCGCUCGGUAACGCACCUCUUCGCGACCGCAGCACUCGUGCAGCUUUACACUCUUGCUUCAGAACACAACAUCACUGCCCCAGAUCCUCACAGCGCAGUGUCACGAGUCGUCGACGUAUUGGACAACCUACCUCCACAUAUAUCGCUACGAGCAACACCAUGGCCUCUGUGCGUUGCCGGGUCUAUGGCACUUCCUCCCCAUGAGCAGUACUUUGACGCUUUAUUGACAAAGCUCAUGAAUCAUGCUGAGGCGGGGUUUACAAAUUGUGGUACGGUUUAUAGUGUGAUACAAAACGCGUGGAAGCAACGACGGCGAGAUCCGAGUAGAGCUUGGAGUGCAAGACAAUCGAUGGAGCAUAUGGGUAUUUGUGUUCUUCUAAUAUGA
Fusarium subglutinans is the source of this 1530-nucleotide messenger RNA. RefSeq names its product C6 zink-finger PRO1A. Lineage: Eukaryota; Fungi; Ascomycota; Sordariomycetes; Hypocreales; Nectriaceae. The transcript has 4 exons. Gene Ontology annotation, biological process: positive regulation of transcription by RNA polymerase II. The record is from RefSeq and is a predicted model, not a curated record. Gene Ontology annotation, molecular function: zinc ion binding; transcription cis-regulatory region binding; DNA-binding transcription factor activity, RNA polymerase II-specific. The coding region runs from base 1 to 1530 and encodes 509 amino acids. Gene Ontology annotation, cellular component: nucleus.